AUGUCUACGCGACAGGCCGCACUGUCCCUGUAUCGCAGGUCGCUGCGACUCGCUCUAGACUGGGCUGUCCAGCGCCAACUGUGGCGAGGCCAAGCCUUGUACAUACGUUCGUUAUUCGAAGCGAAUCGCCAUGUCACCGAUCCCAGACAACAAAGGGCACUGCUCUCCGAGACCGAAAAACUCCUAACCGGCUGGAAACACCCAGAUCCCUAUGUCCCCCCGACGGCCCCUGGAGGAUCGAAAUACGAGAGAAACCUGCCAUCCCCAGUUUUGGAUCCGCCGCCACACCCGGCCAACGGACAUUGA
Molecule: messenger RNA, 306 nt
Organism: Akanthomyces muscarius
Lineage: Eukaryota; Fungi; Ascomycota; Sordariomycetes; Hypocreales; Cordycipitaceae
Exons: 5
Coding region: 1-306 (101 amino acids)
Biological process (GO): mitochondrial electron transport, NADH to ubiquinone
Source: RefSeq, a predicted model, not a curated record